CUGGGAGGUAUAGAUUGCAGACAGAGCGGACCUGGGGUUGGCUCGAUUGUGAUAGCGACAGAUGUCCAGAAAACUGCGAGAGAGGGCACUCCUCCGUAGCAGCGCACUGCACCUCAUAGAGAAGGAGCGAGGGGCGGAAUCUGCAGCUGUCACUCCAAAGGCUUACCUCCAUUAUCACAUCCACCCGGAGACUGGACAAGAAGCCCAACUGGUUCCCCAACAAAAGACACAGGAGUCACCAUGGGAGGCAAACUGAGCAAGAAGAAGAAAGGAUAUGACGUGAGCGACCCCAAAGACAAAAAAGAUGAGAGUCUGGCAAGUGGUGCUGGUGCAGAAGAGUCUGCUAAAGUGGAAGAUGGAGCUCCACCCACAGGAGCUGAGGAGAGUGCUGGGAAAGAUGGUGUGGUAGAGGAAACUGCAGUGUCAGCAGACGCCGCAGUAACAGAGGCUGCAGUACCUCCAGAAGAACCAAAAUCUGCCCCCACAGAGGAACAAGCUCCUGCAGCUGAAGAGGAGGCUGUUCGGGAGCAAAAACCAGAAGCGGUUCCAGUAAAAGAAGAGCCAGCUGCUGUGGCAGUGGAAACAACUACAGCUGUCGACAAACCAGUUGCAGUAUCAGAGAACAAAGCACUUGAUGGAGAGGAAAAGGGAGUAUCUCCAGAGAAAGCAUCUCCAGUGGCUGAAAUAGUCCCAGAAGAGCCUAAAUCUGCUCCACCAGAGGAAGUAGCAGCCACAGAGCAGAAAGUAACAGCAGUGGAAGUAACUCCAGUAGAAAAAGUAGAAGCUGUAGCUCAAGCGAAACAAGCUCCUGUAGAAGCACCAGCUGAAGAAGCACCUUUGGCAGAGCAAGAGCCAGCUUCAGCUGCAGAGAAACCAGUUGCAGCCGAAACUGCUCCAGCAGUGGAAACAGAGAAGCCACCAGUGGCUGUGGAAGAAUCUUUUACAUCUGAGGAACCUGUGAAAGCUGAGGCUGAACCUGAAGAGCCCCCAGUGGAGGAGCCUCCUGUUGCUCUAGGAUCUGUGCCACAACCAGAUGCUGCUCAGGUCAGCACAGAGGCAGCGUCUGAGGAUCAACAGCUAGGCCCUGCACAAGAGACUGUGGCUGAGCCAGAAGCAAUUGAGGUAGAAAGAGUUUCUGCUGCUGCAGUGCCUGAACCAGAGGCCGAGCCAGUGGCAGAGUUAGUUUCCCAACCAGAGCCUGAGCAACACACAGUUCAAACUACAGAGGAAGAGUCUAUGAAAGCACCAACGCCUGAGCCAGAACAAACAACAGAACCAGAGUCAAAAGAGACAACAGAGCCAGAACCUGAGCAAUUCAAAGAGAAAAAACAGUUAGAAGAGCCUGAACCCCAACCAACUUUGGCAGCACCUGACACUGUUGAACUUGAGACUGUUGAAGCAGAAUCAUCUGAGGCUUUGGAGGCUGUGGUAGAGCAUGCCUCCGCAGAAAAUCAUCAUGCAGAAGAAGAAUCCGCUUCAGCAGAAGCCCCGGGCUCCGAUGAUCCAAUUGAGUCACAAGCUGCAGAACCUGUACCUGAGAUUGUCAUCUCACCAUCUGCGUCUGCUAACAGCAUGACUGUGGAAUCUGAUAAGACAGCUGAGACGUCCUUGGAAGAGGUGCCUGGCCCAGAGAAGAAAAGCAAGAUGGAAAACGGAGAUUUAGGAAGCCCUUCCUCCACGGAGAACGGGGUAGAUCCAGUUAUAGCGGUGAACGGGGAGUGCACCGAUAAUACUAAUGCCGUGGCCUCGCAUGCAGAAGAAUUUGUGAAUGGGAACGAAAAAUCAGAGGAGAGGCCUUUGGAGGAGCAGCGCGAUUUUGAACUGAAAAAGGAUGUGAACCUGUGUGGGGAUGUCCAGGAAGUUCCCGACACAGUCUCAGACAUGGUGGAGGGUCUCAACACUGAGGUCACCCAGGCGGUCUAAAUUGAAGCCUCCUUGUUACGGCACUGUGAAUCAGUUCAAUCACUCGAUGGUGAGAGAAAACCACCAAGGAAUCACAGACAGCUAUGCUUUCUGAAAUGCUUUAACCACUGCACUGUCUUUAAUGGUAACUCAGGAAAAAAAAAAUGCUUUUUUUUCCUCUUGGGUCACCAAAAAUGUAAAGCAACCACUUUAUAGAGAGUGACGAACAUGUCGCAAUGGAGAUGGAAGUGCAACGAAGAGAUUUGAGUCGGUGUUUUUGGUGCAGACAGACAGUGGAGCUGGACAGCAUGGCAAAAAACACACAUUAAAUAUGAUAUUAAUGAAUGAAAGAAUGAAUACAUUUGUGUUUGAGACAAAUAAAUACUGCAAUUGGAAAAAUUGGUAUUUUUUUCUAAUUACCUGAUAAGGGUAAUUGGGAAAAAAACAUUCAUUAGUAGCAUAUUCUUGAACUUAGACUUUCAUAUAUCCUUUCUAUUGCUAUAUGAAGCAACAUGACGUAAAUGUUUUGGCCUUUUAUAAUAAUUGUACUUGUAAGGACUGUUAAUUUUGAAAUGAUUGUUCAGAACAGAAAAUAAAAAGAUUGAUUGUUGUAGUCCA
Messenger RNA from Xiphophorus hellerii (green swordtail), 2520 nucleotides. RefSeq names its product fibrous sheath CABYR-binding protein. Lineage: Eukaryota; Metazoa; Chordata; Actinopteri; Cyprinodontiformes; Poeciliidae. The coding region runs from base 241 to 1923 and encodes 560 amino acids. The record is from RefSeq and is a predicted model, not a curated record. The transcript is spliced from 2 exons.